AUAAAGGGUCCAAUGAGAAGCUGUCUGUAUCAACCAGCAGGUUAAGGUAUAUAACUGAUUCAACCUCUUUAGGACAUCUCACAAAGACAGCACAUCUUAGCCACAGCCUAUCGCACUAAACGACUUAAAGGGAGGGAGCAAGAUGAAACUAGGGCACUGUUAUCUGGCCCCUUUUUCCAUCCAGAAGCAGAGAUCUGUGGAUAACAAGCUGCAGUGAGGAAUCUGUGGGUUGCCGUUUUGAGUUUUGGAGUAAGACCAUAAAUCCACAGCAGAAAAAUAAAGGGGAAAAGUACACUGCCUGCCUGCGACUUGCUGAGAGUACCUGCUGCCAAAACAUGCUGAAGGACAAGAAGACCAAGGUGAAGCUCACCUUCUUGGUUAUUAUUGUGGGCAUCUCUUCCAUGCUUGCAGCUGUGGUGACAGAUCACUGGGCAGUGCUGAGCCCCAGAGUAGAAAAACUUAACACCACCUGUGAGGCAGCCCACUUUGGGCUUUGGAGGCUCUGCAAGAAGAGCAUCUUCAUUGUGAUGGAAGACCCUCAGGGCAAAGGCUGUGGUCCCAUCAGCCUGCCUGGAGUCGAGAACUGCUCCUACUUCAAACACUUUACAUCAGGGGAGGAGGCUGAAGUUUUUGAAGUCAAGACUCAAAAAGAAUACAACAUCACUGCUGCUGCCAUAGCCAUCUUCAGCUUGGCCUUCAUGACUCUGGGCAGUCUGUGUCUCCUAGGGGCUUUUGGAAAGAGCAGAGACUACCUACUAAGACCAGCUGGCAUGUUCUUCGCCUUUGCAGGUCUUUGCAUAGUCAUUUCUGUGGAGGUCAUGAGACAGUCUGUCAAACGCAUGAUCGACAGCGAUGAAACCAUCUGGAUCGAGUACCACUACUCGUGGUCUUUUGCAUGCGCCUGCGCUGCCUUCGUCCUCUUGUUAUUCAGUGGGAUCAGCCUGCUGAUCAUCUCAAUGCCUCAAAUGCCACGGAACCCAUGGGAGACCUGCAUGGAUGCUGACCCUGAGACUAUGGACUAGCAGAGCGCCUUUACCAGGCAAAUCAGGGUUUGGCACACAGUAAGAAUGCAUGAUAAACGAAUGAAAGGUGUUGCUAGAAAGUUUUAUAUUGACUAUAAUUGUUGGAAACAAUGCAUUCAUGCUUAGAAAUGGUUAAGUCUGCUGUUUUAGACAACAAAGUCAGAGUUAGACAUUUCAUCCAUUGUCAAAAUUUCCAUUUGCUUUUCGGUUUAUUUGAAUUAGGGGCUUCGUAAUUUUUAAAUAUUCUUUAAGGUUCACUAUGUUAUGCGAAGUGGAACUAAUGAUGUACGUAUACAUUCUGCAUUACCCAUAUAGCCCAGUUCUCUGGGUAUUCCUUUAAAUAAUUUGAUGUUUAGGCAAAGGUUUAUAAUUUAAGAUAAUUAAGGUUGCUCUUUAUUAUGAAACCAUUUUUGAUUAAUACAUAAUGAAGAGCGACAACAAUCUACUGCAGAAAUUAAUCCGAGUAAUAAAACAACUCAAGAACAUCUGAGAUCUUGAGAUGUUUAAAACCUUUCAGGAAUAAUCCAGUUUGUGGCUGUAUGGAAACUGGAAACAUGCUUUUUAACCAGAACAAAUUAUAGCCAUUUUUUUAUACAAAUAUUUUUUGGAAACAAUAUGUACACUGUAUGUGGGUGCCUGUUCAUUACAGUCAUAUGUGGGCUUUCACCAAACAGCUGCUGCAAUGUAAAGCACAGAAAUGUUAAAAUCUGGGUGUCCAAAGGGGGACAGAUGAGACCUCUUCAAAAUACAGAGGGGCCAGAAAUAUAUAUCUACUUCUCUGGAGACCUUUGGGAUUGAGAUCGAAAGAUGGAUUUGAGAUAACAGCAGAAUUUCAGCUUUCAUUUCCAGAUAUUUUUAGGUAUUUAAAACUACUAAACCAAACUAAUAUUUUUUAAUGCUUGGUUACAUCAUAAUUAUGUACACUUUAAAAAAUUCAGAGGUUUUUAUGAUUAGUGGUUUACAGCUUCUUUAAUCAUCCCUUCUCCCACUUAACUUUUUGCACUUUUGUAUUGUAGCCAAGACUAAAUUUCAUUCUGUAAAUUAAUUUGCAGGUCUAGUCUGUGGCCCUGGACUUUAGUCAACCCUGAUUUAGAACGUCUUCGUUAAGAAUUAAGAUUUUCAUUCACUGGAACUAAGGGCCAUAAACCUGUUUUUGCAUAAAAAUGCACUAAGUGAGCACCACAAAUACAUGCAUUUCCAAGGGUUCUGCGGAAGAACCCGAGUCCAGACCACAGCUCCAGUGGAAUGAGCCAGACCCUUUUCAUCAACAUCAGUGCCUUGACCUGACCUGAAAAUCUAGUGAAAUCCUCGUCUUCUGGAAAGGCUUAUCAUAACAGCAAAAAAAAAAAAUUACAUAUGGGUAUGUUUCGUCAGGUGUCCACAUACCUUUGGCAACACAGUGCAUAUUUUACCAAAAGAAAAUUUUUUAUUCAGGAUUAUUUCUAACCUUGACUAGUUUGUCUUUCUAAAGAUAAUGUUAAGAUUCAGUUAAAAGAAACACAGUAGUAAAAAUAGUCAAUCUGCUUGAAUAUGUCUAAAACCUUGAUAGUUAAGUUCAAGUUCCUGUUACAUUGAACAAGUUUUUGGAUAUUUAACAUGGCAGAGCAAAAUGCUCCUGCACGAUCACAUGAUUAUUCCUGCCAAUUUAGUUGGCAGGAAUAAACCAGUGAUUGUUUCAGCACCAAAGAGCAGUCGAGUGAAGAUACGAUGGGUCUUGUCUUUAAACGCCAAGUGACUUUUACCUUAACCUAGACUGAUGUAGACAAACUUCCUGUUUUCUCUUAAAUAUUGGCACUAAUGAGGUUUUUCACCAAGCAGAUUAGGUUUCAAAUACUUAUCACCCCAUGUAUAUAUACACUAUAUUAUGAGCACCACUGUAUUAAGUGGCUCGUUCACCAGAAAGGAAUAACAAAGGUUGUUUUUCCAGCAGCAAACAAUGUCUACACUCAAUGGCUGAACAGAGAGCUGAAGUUCUAACCCUGGAAGCAAGUCCGUGACUGCGGGUGCAAAAAAAAACAACAAAAUAAAAUCUGCAUUUUUCUGUUCUCAGCACCACAAAGCUGAUUAUAUCGCUCAUUGAUGGCUUAAGUCACAACUGACCUGUCAAGGAAACAGAAAUGUCUUGAUAUAUAUACACAAUAUACCUUUGUUAGAGCUAAGUAAAAAUAGGACAUUAAUGGAUUAUAAAGAAUGAUUUAACUCCUAUUCAUAAUCAGCUGCAUUAACGUCAUACUGCGAAUGUGCUGAAGUGAUAGUAAGUUGUUAAGUAUGACACAGCAUGUGAAAGUUUUCUUUCAUAAAUGAUUUCAUUUCAUUCCCAAGUUAGUAAAUUGUGUUAAUAUUAGUUGGACAACAUUCUGAAAUAUCUUUUCCAUUACAAUCUUUAUAAAAAGAACUCAAAAUGUCUUUUUGUGGUAAUGUAAAUGAAACACACAGAUUUCAUCUCUUUUAUUUAUUUAUUCUUAUGUACAGUCUGAGAAAAGUUUGUCUACAGCUAUACAACUUUUUAUAAUAAUUUUUUUGUCCAAGUCAGUUCACCACUGAGCUGCUGGCACAAGAAAACACACUGAUAAUGAUUAAUGAACUCAUCAUUAAAAAGCCAGCUGGUAAAUAAAAUCACUUCAACAACUUUACUUCAGAUAAUAGAUACAAAGAGAGCAGACAUAAUUAGAAGAAAAGAAAGACAGGCAGCGAAGUGGUCAACCAAUUUAUGGUCUUUUUAAAAAUUUUUAUUUUUUUUGUCGUUUUUUUGUUUGUGUUUUUCUCUUCAACAUUUUGGUAUGUAUGUAUGUGCGUGUGUGUGUGUGUAUGUACGUGUUGAUUUCUGUUUGUAAAACCACAGAUGUCAAACUGUAAAAGAAAUGACUAACUA
Messenger RNA from Tachysurus fulvidraco (yellow catfish), 3894 nucleotides. RefSeq names its product calcium channel, voltage-dependent, gamma subunit 1b (gene cacng1b). Gene Ontology annotation, cellular component: L-type voltage-gated calcium channel complex; membrane. Gene Ontology annotation, biological process: calcium ion transmembrane transport; regulation of calcium ion transmembrane transport via high voltage-gated calcium channel. The record is from RefSeq and is a predicted model, not a curated record. Gene Ontology annotation, molecular function: calcium channel regulator activity; voltage-gated calcium channel activity. The coding region runs from base 336 to 1022 and encodes 228 amino acids. NCBI's taxonomy places the organism in Eukaryota, Metazoa, Chordata, Actinopteri, Siluriformes, Bagridae. The transcript has 4 exons.